UUUGCGGCGCUAUGCCGCUGGGGGAGAUGACGAGUUCCUCGCCGACGCGCAGGCGUGCUGGGAGAAUUUCGUGGACGCCGCGGAGGCCACGUGGGUGGGCGACGUGCCGGACGACCCGGCGAUCCAUGCGCCGCUCCUCAUUGUCACCCGCGUGGAGGGCACCCAGAUUUAUUUGAAGGCUGCCGAGUGGGAGGAGGUGUCCUGGCCCACCGCCGCCCAGAAGGCCACGGCGACCAGGGGGGGGGAUCAGGAGUCCGACUUCAGCGACGCCGAGUCCAGCAUCGACGGCGCCCUCUCGUCGGAGGACUCAAAUGACAAGGAUGUGCCGGCAAUCGUAACUGAGGAGGAACCAGGGGCAGCCAGCGCAGACGAAGAUAUGGGAAGCGAACGCGCAGUGACAGAUGACGAGGAAGACUCCCCAGGCGGACCCGAGGGGGCCGGGCUCCUGCUGGGACACGCACCGCUUGGAAGAACGCGUCCUUCACGAUGGCACGGAACCGCAACUUCAAUGACGUGAAGAUAUCGGCGCGCCCUAGGUGGGCGACGGAGGCCGACCUGGGCGCGACCUUGAAGAGCAAGACCUGGCCCAUUGCCACGUACGACGGCCAUGCCGACGCGGGCCCGCCCACGCAGGCAUUCUUGGCCGGUCGAGUUCGGAUGCCCCAUGAGAUGCGCAAGGGCGAUUGGCAUUUGCAGCGCGGGGCCCGGCGGAGUUUCUUCAAUGCGCAAUGCCGCGCGCAAAAGACAGAUGCCGCCCCUGCGCCCCUGACAGCAGCAACCAGGGCGUUGUUCGUGGAGUGGUACCCCGAUUGCCUGCCCGGCGCGGCCCCGUGAGCGCAUCAGAGACGGAGCUGCGGCCCGGCCUUUCCUGCAGCGCAGAGCG
Molecule: messenger RNA, 883 nt
Organism: Prorocentrum cordatum
Lineage: Eukaryota; Dinophyceae; Prorocentrales; Prorocentraceae
Source: the annotation of a GenBank genome assembly